This is a messenger RNA of Plutella xylostella (diamondback moth), 8529 nucleotides long. Lineage: Eukaryota; Metazoa; Arthropoda; Insecta; Lepidoptera; Plutellidae. The record is from RefSeq and is a predicted model, not a curated record.
CAAUCGCGUGCCCGCAUUCCCUGCCCCGCGCCCCGCGCACACCGCGCGCUAAUACCCCCGUCUCCGCAAUCUCCCCCUCAGUCGCCGGUCAUCUGUCGCGCUGAACGCACGUCCGUAUCCAACCGAUCUCGCGGUCGAUACGCGCUCCCGACCGCACUGCCGGCUUUACUCACUACGAGAUAAUUCCAGUGAUACUAUAGUUUUGCGAUAACUCCAGUGGUAUUGCUGCCGGCUCUGUAAUAUCAGCUGACGACACAGCUAAGGAUUUCUUCUAAAACAUCCCAGUUGAGAAUUAAGAUAUAGUGAAAGAUGCCGUCGGUGACGACGAACGGGAUGGGGGGCGCAGAUGACAUAGUGCUGACGGGGCUGUCGGGCCGCCUGCCCGAGUCCAACUCCAUCGACGAGUUCGCGCAGCAGCUGUUCGAUGGCGUCGACCUGGUCACAGCUGAUGGCAGGAGGUGGAUGCCUGGUUUGCACGGUUUGCCGGAGCGAAAUGGCAAGCUCAAGGACCUGGUCCACUUCGACGCGACAUUCUUCGGAGUACACGCGAAGCAGGCGCACCUCAUGGACCCGCAGCUUCGACUGCUGCUGGAGCUGACCCACGAGGCCGUGGUGGACGCAGGAUUGACCCCCAACGCCCUCCGAGGCACCCGCACCGGCGUCUUCGUGGGCGUCUCCAACUCGGAGACCGAGGAGCUCUGGACCGCCGACCCGGAUAAGAUAAACGGAUACGCGCUGACUGGUUGUUGCCGAGCCAUGUUCCCCAACAGAAUCUCUUACACAUACGACUUAAAAGGCCCGUCGUAUGCCGUAGACACGGCUUGCUCGUCCUCCAUGUUCGCGCUAGCUCAGGCCGCGGCCUCCAUGAAGGCAGGUCACUGCGACGCCGCCAUCGUCGCCGGAUGCAACCUGUGUCUGAAGCCCGCCAACUCGCUCAACUUCCACCGUCUCUCCAUGUUGUCGCCUGAAGGCCGAUGCGCUGCGUUCGACGCGGCCGGCAAGGGCUACGUGCGUUCGGAAGCCGCUGUGGCAGUGCUUCUGCAAAAGCGCGGGAACGCCAACAGAGUAUACGCAACGUUGAGGAACGUCCGUACUAACACCGACGGGUACAAGACGCAGGGUAUCACGUUUCCGAACGGACAGAUGCAGAAGCAGCUGGCUGAGGAGACGUUCAAGGAGGUCGGCAUCCGGCCCAGGGACGUCGCCUACGUGGAGGCCCACGGCACCGGCACUAAGGUCGGUGACCCACAAGAAGUGAACGCAAUCGCCGAUCUAUUCUGUAAGGACCGUUCGAAGCCACUGCUCCUGGGUUCCGUGAAGUCCAACAUGGGCCACUCGGAACCCGCCUCUGGGCUGUGUUCCAUCGCCAAGGUGGUGGUCGCUAUGGAGGCUGGCGUCAUUCCCGCUAACCUGCACUUCAAGAGCCCCAACACUGACAUCCCGGCGCUCAAUGAUGGCAGCAUUCAGGUAGUCGACAAAAACACUCCCUGGGACGGCGGCAUCGUGGCCAUCAACUCAUUCGGGUUCGGCGGCGCUAACGCUCACGUCAUCCUCGAGUCUGAGCCUAAACGCGAGAAGCGCCCGGCUCAGUACCCGGUGCCCCGCCUUCUGGUGGCCUCUGGGAGGACAGAAGAGGCGGUCCAUGAGAUGCUAGCCCAUGGAGUGAAGCACGCGACUGACGCGGAGUUGCAUGCCCUGAUUGAUUCGGUGCACUCUGAGAACAUUCCUGGACAUUCGUUCAGGGGUUACUCGGUACUCGCUGAUUCGCCGGUUGAGGAUAUUGUGGAAAUGGAAGGUGGCACCGACGCGCGGCCGAUCUGGUUCGUGUUCUCCGGCAUGGGUUCCCAAUGGGCGGGCAUGGGCAAGGAGCUUCUCUCCCUGCCGGCCUUCGCCGCGUCCAUCAAGCGCUCCGCCGCGGCCCUCGCGCCGCACGGGUUGAAGCUCGAGGAGAUCCUCACCACCGCCCCUGAAGAGGUGUUCGAUGAUGUGCUGAUCUGUUUUGUCUCGAUCGCCGCGGUGCAAGUCGCGUUGGUUGAUGUUUUGAAGACUGUCGGGAUUACCCCUGAUGGCAUUGUUGGGCACUCUGUUGGGGAGAUUGGUUGCGCAUACGCCGACGGCACCCUAACCGCGGAGCAGUGCGUGCUGGCCGCGUACAGUCGGGGCCGCAGCAUCGCGGACGCGCGCCUGCCGCCCGGCGCCAUGGCCGCCGUGGGGCUGUCCUGGGAGGAGGCCACCCGGCGCUGCCCGCCCGACGUGUUCCCCGCCUGCCAUAACUCUGAGGACAGCGUCACUAUCUCCGGCCCGCCCGACUCGCUCGAGAAGUUCGUCGCCGAAUUAUCAGCUGAGGGCAUUUUCGCGCGCCGCGUUAAGUCAGCCGGCGUGGCUUUCCACAGCAAGUACAUCGCGACCGCUGCCCCUCUACUCCGCAAGAGUCUCGACAAGAUCAUCCCGAACCCCAAGCCGAGGUCCAGCAAGUGGGUGUCGUCGUCUGUGACGAGGGACCAAUGGGGAUCGGAGAUUGCCAAGAUGUCCGACUCAGCGUACCACGUGAACAACCUCCUAUCCCCCGUCCGCUUCGCCGACGCCAUCAAGGAGAUCCCCGAGCGAGCGCUGGUCAUCGAGCUCGCGCCGCACGCCCUACUUCAGGCCGUCUUGAAGCGCGCCAUCAAGGGCGCCGCGUGCGUGCCGCUGGUGCGACGCGACCAGCCGCGGCCGCUGGUGCAGUUGUUGUCGGGGGUUGGCAAGAUCUACAGCCUGGGCGCGCAGCCGCAGCCCGGUGCCCUCUACCCGAAGGUCUCGUUCCCCGUGUCCCGCGGCACGCCCGGACUGGCCAGCCAGGUGAAGUGGGACCACUCGAUUGAGUGGAGCGUCGCUGAUUAUAGCAACGCGAGCCGCACCGGCGAAAACGUGAUCGAAUACGACCUCUCAAAGACGGAAGACAGUUUCAUAGCCGGCCACUGCAUCGACGGCCGAGUCCUGUUCCCGGCCACCGGCUACCUCACCCUGGUCUGGAGAACCGUCGCCAAACUCAACAACAAGAAGCUGGAAGAAUGCCCCAUUGUGCUGGAGAAUGUGCAGUUCCAACGGGCCACUAUCGUGAGCAAGGACGCGCCGACUAGAUUCCUGAUCAAUGUGUUGGACGGAAGCGGCGCUUUUGAGGUCUGCGAGGGAGGUUCUAUCGCCGUCUCCGGUAAUGUGAGGAUUCUGGAUGAGCCCGAGAAAGAGGUUCUGAAACUCGAACCCCCAACCGUCGAGAAGGGAGAAGGAUUACUGCCGUUGGACAACGAGGAUAUCUACAAGGAGCUCCGUCUGCGUGGCUACCAAUAUGGUGGAAUCUUCCGCGGUAUCAAGAACAGUGACGCGCGCGGUGUGACCGGAGGCUUAGCUUGGGAGGACAACUGGAUCUCGUUCAUGGACACGAUGCUUCAGUUCGGUAUCAUCGGAGUAGACACCCGGGAGUUGUACCUGCCCACUCGUCUGCAACGCGCGGUCAUCGACCCCGCCGCGCAUUUCCGUGCCGUCGAAGCAGCCAACGGCGCCCCGCUCACCAUUCACCAAUACAAAAACUUAGACGUGGUCAAGGCUGGUGGUGUGGAACUGAGGGGAGUUAAGACCUCAUUGGCGCCCAGAAGGGCCAACCCUCAGCCGCCGCCGAAGCUAGAGCAUUACGUCUACCUGCCUUAUGACAAUGCUACCGUUUCUACUGAUGACACGUCUCGCUCUCGCCGCGAUGCGCUGAUUGUCAGCGUGCAGAUCCUUCUAGAAAACGCUGGAUCUCUUCGUCUGAAGAUCACUGAGGCUGCCUUGGAGCGUGCUGAAGAGGCUUUGUUGCUUCCUCAUGCGUUGUCAGCCCUGGAAGCCGAGCCCAUGGUUCGCGCGGACGCCACAGUGGCCGCCGGCGCUGGCGCCGCUAAUUACGCGACUGUUUUGACACCCCUAGCCGUCCCAGCCAAUAACAAGGACGCUAAGACAGUGGCCCCUGACACCGACUGUCACUUGGUUCUCGCGGCCGAUGUACUAUCCCGUCACGGCUUGACUACGCUCCAGAAUCUGGCUGCGGCUCUGAAUGACGUCGGUAUGAUCUUGCUGGAAGAGCCCCAUUCUACACUCGACGACCCCAGCUCAAAGGAAAUGCUCAAGAAGGCUGGUCUGCAACUAGUGUCCCGCCAAGUGGCUGCCAACAGCGAUUACUUGCUACUGAAGAAGGUUGCAACCAUCCCUAAGGACACAAUCAUCAUUGACGUAACGCCGACUGACUACAAAUGGGUGGAGACACUCCGUGAUGCCAUGAAGAAGGCUGAAACAGAAGAGAUGCGUAUUUACGUAGUCGCUAAAGACGAGAUGAACGGAGUUCUAGGUCUGGGUACAUGUUUGAGGGCCGAGCCUGGCGGCAAGGCUGUCAGAGUGUUCCUGAUUGGAGACGCCAAGGCGCCCGCGUUUAACAUGACAGCGGCCGCGUACAAGGCGCAAGUUGAGAAGGAUGUGGCCGUCAACGUGAUAAGGUCGGGAGUUUGGGGAUGCUACAGGCAUCUGCUGCUCAAUGACGUCAGCGACGCUCAGCUGCAGUUGGAGCAUGCGUACGUCAACACGCUGACCCGUGGUGACUUGGCGUCUCUGCGCUGGAUCGAGUCUCCUCUUCGCUACCACGAGUUUGAUGAGGUGGCAAAACGCACCCCUCACCGCAGCGAACUAUGCUCCAUCUACUACGCGCCGCUGAACUUCCGCGACAUCAUGCUGGCCACCGGCAAGCUGCCGCCCGACGCGCUGCCCGGCAACCUGGCCGGACAGGAAUGUAUCCUGGGUCUCGAAUUCAGCGGUCGCGACACCAAGAACCGCCGCGUGAUGGGAAUGGUAGCCGCCCAAGGUCUCGCCACUACCGUGCAGGCCGACCCAGGCUUCCUGUGGGAAGUGCCUAAGUCCUGGACCCUAGAACAAGCCGCCACCGUCCCCGUCGCCUACUCUACCGCUUACUACGCUCUAUGCGUGCGAGGCCGCAUGACUAAGGGAGAAUCAGUUCUAAUCCACGCCGGAACGGGAGGUGUCGGUCAAGCCGCCAUUGCGAUAGCUUUACACGCCGGAUGCACUGUGUUCACAACUGUGGGAACGCCCGACAAACGUCAGUUCUUGAAGGAAAGAUUCCCUGGACUCAAAGACGAGAAUAUUGGCAACUCGCGUGACACAUCCUUCGAGCAGCUUGUCCGCACGCGGACAAACGGAAAGGGAGUGAACUUGGUGCUGAAUUCUCUGGCCGCGGACAAGUUGCAGGCGUCCGUGCGCUGUCUGUGCGAGGGCGGACGCUUCCUCGAGAUUGGGAAGUUGGAUCUGUCUAACAACACGCCUUUGGGCAUGUCAAUCUUCCUCAAGAACACCACGUUCCACGGCAUCCUUCUAGACGCCCUAUUCGACGCGGGCGACCAUCCCGACAAGCGCGCCGUGGUCAAGUGCAUGGACGAAGGACUGAAGUCUGGAGCUGUGAGGCCUCUACCGUCCACGGUCUAUGGGGACCAACAGUUGGAGCAGGCUUUCCGUUACAUGGCGACGGGCAAGCACAUCGGCAAGGUGCUGCUGAAGGUGCGCGACGAGGAGCCCGCCGGCGCGCGCCCCGCGGCCAAGCUGGUGCCCGCCAUGCCGCGCACCUACAUGCACCCCGCCAAGACUUACGUACUAGUCGGUGGUCUCGGAGGCUUCGGUCUGGAGCUGGCGCAGUGGCUCACCGUCCGCGGCGCCACCCGCAUCGUGCUCAACUCGCGCUCGGGCAUGCGGACUGGGUACCAGGCGUAUUGCGUGCGCAGAUGGCGCGCAAAGGGCGUCCAAGUCCUCAUCUCCACAACCGAUGCCACCUCAGUUGCCGGCGCCAAGGCCCUCAUGCAAGAAGCCAACAAGCUGGGCCCAGUCGGCGGCGUGUUCAACCUGGCCGCGGUGUUGAAGGACGCCUUUUUGGAGAACCAGACGCCUGAAGACUUCAAGGCGGUGGCGAAGCCUAAGAUUGAUGGAACAAUCGCCCUGGACAAAGCGACCCGCGAGCUCUGCCCUCAACUGGAGUACUUCGUGGCCUUCUCCUCAGUCUCCUGUGGUCGUGGUAACGCGGGACAGACCAACUACGGGCUGGCCAACUCGAGUAUGGAGAGGAUCUGUGAGAGGAGGACCGCUGAUGGACUGCCGGGGUUGGCUGUGCAGUGGGGCGCUAUUGGCGACGUCGGCCUAAUCAUGGGCAUGGGCGGCGACGACGUGGUCGUCGGCGGCACAUUACCCCAACGCAUCCUCUCCUGUGUCGAAUCCCUGGGCACCCUGCUAGCCCUCCCUCACGCGGUGGCCGCUUGCAUGGUUCUCGCUGACAAGAGCAGAAAAGCCGCCUCGCCUACCCAAGACUUGGUGCAAGCUGUGGCCAAUAUUCUGGGCAUUAAGGAUGCGAGCAAAGUGUCCGAGACGGCGAAUCUGGCCGAGCUGGGCAUGGACUCGCUAAUGGGUGCUGAGAUUAAGCAGACUUUGGAGCGCGGCUACGACGUAGUCCUCGCCGUGCAAGAGAUCCGAGCUUUAACCUUCGGCAAGCUGAAGGAACUCUCCGGGGGCGCUACCGACGCCGCCCCCGCCGCCCCUGCCGCCGCCGCCGCCCCCGAGGACCUCGUGCAGUUCGCCAACAUGGGCGAGCUGAUGCCCAAGCAGGUGGUGGUGAAGUUGCCCAGCCAGCCCGCGCCUAAGGAGGUCAAGCCUGUGUUUAUGGUCCACCCAAUAGAAGGCGUAGCGGCGCCGCUCCGCACGCUGGCUAAAACCGUCCGUGGUCCGGUCUACGGGCUGCAAUGCGCCAAGUCGGCCCCGCUCGGCUCCAUACAAGAGUUGGCCGCGUUCUACGUGACUCACGUUCGCGCCGCGCAGCCGCUGCCGCCGUACACGCUGCUGGGGUACUCGUUCGGAGCGGGUGUGGCGUUUGAGAUGGCUUUGCAGUUGGAGAAGGCCGGCUGCGAAACCCGCCUAAUCCUAGUCGACGGGUCCCCCGAGUACGUGGCGAUGCACACGCGCCGCGGCAAGAGCAAGCGCGCCAGCCGCUCCGCCGCCGCCGACGAGGCUGAUGCCUUGACAUACUUCACACAGCUGUUCACCGACACCGUGGACCAGGCUAAGGUGGCGAACGAACUAGAGCACCUGAGCAGCUGGGAGGCGCGCGUGAAGCGCACCACGGAGCUGAUCGGCAAGUCCGGGGCCGACGCCGAGGAGCUGGGCGCCGCCGCCGCCAGCUUCUACCGCAAGCUCGUCGCCGCCGACACCUACAAGCCGUCCGGCAUCCUCAAGGCGCCCGUCACUCUCUUCUCCGCCACGGAUAACUAUGUCGCGCUCGACCCUGACUACGGGCUGAAGGCCAACUGCGCGGGCAGUCUGUCGACUACCCCCUUGACCGCCAACCACCGCACCAUCCUCAUGGGCGCGCCCGCCGCCGCCAUCGCCGAGCAUGUCAGCAAACUGCUAGCGUAGACCGGGAACGAAUAAAGAGGGAGAGUCGGUGAGAUGGAAUAGUUUGUUACUUUUAGUAUCAAAGUGCUGACGGUCUCAUUUAGAUCGCGAAGCACCAAUAUCAGGUGUCUAUUCCAAAGUCUCGAGCCCGAAUUAAAGGUAGUAAAGGCCGACUCAACCAGUAAAGCUACACUCAUGUAGCGAGAUAUUGAUAUUUUUGUAAGUAAACGAGCGCCGGUGACCCGUAGUGCGCCGGCGCCGCUGGGUCACUCCUUAGUACACAUCACAGCGUCGCCCCGCUCGCCCCGGCCGCUCGCUCGAGCGAAGCGAGUCCGAGCGAGCGAGCGACGCAAGCGACAAUCGAAGGAGACUUUUGACGGAAAUAAACUGAUGACCUGUUGGUGAUUUUGAAACUAAAACAGUCAAUUGUCUUUAUGAAUUUUUGUAUACUCUUACAUUUUGGUAUAAAUGGUAAAUAAAUCGACUAGUAAUUUUGUAUUGUUAAAUGAAAACGGCCAUAAGUAUCCUUUGUUAUUGUCGCAGGUAUAGUUAGAAUGAUAUCGCCUCUCUUUUAGGACGCGGGGUUUGCGUAGGACUAAGUUAGUGAAUUUAAUUUAUAUCUACUAUUCCUGCGGGCUCAGCCCGCGCUUGUGAUAAUUUAUGACAUUCCAAUUUGUGUACAUAGUUAUAUAAACACGUACCUAAAGGACAUACAGUAAACAAGUGACGAAACCCUACCCAUGCAUCGGUCGCCUUGUUGUAACUCAUACAUUGUAUAACAGUGUAUUUUUCUCGAAUAUGUUUUAUAUUUUUAUUUUUUAAUUGUAUUUAAUUGGAAUACCAAUUUACUUUUCCUAUGAUUUUGACAAUUUAAUAUAAAAUUAAUACAACUAUUGUAUUGUAAAAAACUAACUUCCGUAGGUGGGUUUCUUCGCUGGGACAGUACAUAUUUAUGUAGUACAUAGUAUAUAAGGCUGUAUGUAGCAGUAAUUAGGUAGUUCCUUGUGUAUGGUUGUUGUGUUAAUUUAUUUUGUUACGACUUGGCGUUUGCGCCCUGUGAUUAAACGUGCAUUAUUUUCAAAA